Loa loa (African eye worm) is the source of this 1316-nucleotide messenger RNA. RefSeq names its product NADH dehydrogenase subunit 5. The record is from RefSeq and is a predicted model, not a curated record. Lineage: Eukaryota; Metazoa; Nematoda; Chromadorea; Rhabditida; Onchocercidae. Gene Ontology annotation, molecular function: NADH dehydrogenase (ubiquinone) activity. Bases 145 to 1014 code for a protein of 289 amino acids. The transcript has a single exon. Gene Ontology annotation, biological process: electron transport coupled proton transport; ATP synthesis coupled electron transport.
UUUUUGUUUGUUUUUAAGGGAUAAGUGGUUUAAUUUUGUUUUAGUGGUAGUGUUAUUUUAGUUUUGAUUUUUUGGGAUUUUUUGGGUGUUAGUAGUUUUUUUUUAGUUUUGUAUUAUAAUAAUGUUGUUUCUCGUAGAGGCGCUAUGAGUACUAUUUUUACUAAUCGUAUUGGUGAUUUUUGCAUUUUUUUGUUUUUUAAUGGUUUAAUUUUGUUUUCUGUUGGUUCUUUUUCUUAUCAGUUUUUUAGUUCUUUGUUGGUUUUUAUGUUGGUUUUUUCUUCUUUUAUUAAAGGGGGGCAAUAUCCUUUUGGUAGUUGGUUACCUAAAGCUAUGGCUGCUCCUACUCCUGUUAGUUGUUUGGUUCAUAGUAGAACUUUGGUUACUGCUGGGGUAAUAUUAAUGGAUUGUUAUGUUUUUGUUAGUAUGAGUUCUGAUUUAUUGUCUUUUGUUUUUUAUGUUGGUUUUUUUACUAUGUUUUUUUCUGGUUUUUGUGCUUUAGUUGAGGAGGAUGCUAAGAAGAUUGUGGCUUUAAGAACUAUGUCUCAAAUUGGUUUUUGUUUUUUGGCUAUUGGUAGUGGUUUACAUUAUUUGUCUUUUGUCCAUAUGAUUAGUCAUUCUUUUUUUAAGAGGUUAUUGUUUAUGCAGAUGGGUUAUUUAAUUUUUAUUAAUUCUGGUCAACAGGAUUAUCGUGGUUAUUCUUUUUUUAGUUUUUGUGCUCCUGUUUUGGUUCAGUUGCAGAUUUUUAUUUCUGUGAUUUGUUUGUGUGGUUUGUUGUUUACUAGUGGUUGUUGUAGUAAGGAGUAUUUUAUAUCUCGUUUUUAUUAUGAUUCUUUUGGAUUGUUUUUAGUUAUUUUUUAUUUUUUUGGUGUUUUUUUAACUUUUUGUUAUUGUUAUCGUAUGUUGUAUUUGUUUCGUGUUGGUGUUUCCGCUUUUGAUUAUGUUGGUUUUUCUAGUAAGUUGUUUUAUUUUUCUUGUUUUUUAUUAGUUUUUUUUUCUGUAGUUUUUACUUUUUGAUGGUUGGUUGGUUUAAUACCUAUGUCUUUAGCUUUUAAUCGUGUUGAGUUUUUGGUGGUUUAUUUUUAUUUGUUUUUUAUUUUUUGUUUUUUGAAUUAUUUUUUUCGUUAUUUUUUGGUUGAAUUUAAGGGUAAGUUUUUUAUGGAUCAUUAUGCUCGUUUUAUUUAUAAGUUAAUUCCUAAUUUUUUUUAUUUUGAUUUUGCUAUUUUAGGUAUUAAUUAUUUUUUUUUUGGAGUUUUUCGUUUUUUUUCUUUUGUUUUGUUUUCUUUGUUUCGUGGUUAUUAUCAUUUUGGUGUUUUGAU